GACAUCAGUUUCGAGUAAGCAGUGGCAACAGUUAUUACAUUCAGAAUGAAGGUAUUGCUUCUGUUAGCUGCUCUCCUGGGCGUCACUCUAGCUAUUGACUACUGUGCCCUGCCCACUUGCCUGGACAAGCACAUUGCCUGCAACAACAAGGGAAACUACAGCGCAGAAUGUCCCAAGGAUGUGCGUGAAGUCAAAAUAGACUCUCAUCAAAAGCUGAUCCUCAAGCUUUUCAAUGAGCUACGCAACAAUGUGGCUGGUGGAAAAAUAGAGGGCUUACCCAAGGCAGUGCGCAUGGCCAAGAUGACCUGGUGCGAAGAGCUUACUCACUUGGCGCUGUUCAAUGUGAAGACGUGCCAAUCAUUGCCAGACAAGUGUCGCAGCACUGAGCGGUUUGCUUAUGCUGGCCAGAACAAUGCCAUCUUCAGUUACAGUGGCGCCGAGACGGAGUAUUCCGAUGCAGAGAUUAUCAAGGAGCAAAUCGAGAAAUGGUUUGCUGCACGCAUCAAUGCAUCCCCUGAGAUUCUAUCCAGUUUCCCUCAGGAGUUGCCCAACAAGAGCGCGGCACAGUUCACAAUUGCCGUCUCUGAAAAGAACACACAUCUUGGAUGUGCGGCAGUGCGUUUCUCCAAGGAUUACUACAAUCACUUUGUGCUGACCUGCAACUUCGCCACAUCCAACAUUAUUGGACAGCCCGUGUACACUCCUGGCGAUAAGGCCACCUCCGGCUGCAAGAAUCGCUUUGGCGCUGCCUUUGACUACCCCAAUCUGUGCUUUGCCAAGGAGAUCUACGACAACGAGAAGAUCGUUCCCGAUAUUAAACUGUACGAGUAGACUAAAGCUAGUCAAAUUCUAUAGUUAAUUGCCAUGAUUUGUAAACUGAGAUGUAAUAGGAAAGCUUGAAUUGUUAAUAAAAACAUUAAUUUUAAAC
Drosophila busckii is the source of this 928-nucleotide messenger RNA. Its product is annotated as antigen 5 like allergen Cul n 1. Lineage: Eukaryota; Metazoa; Arthropoda; Insecta; Diptera; Drosophilidae. The record is from RefSeq and is a predicted model, not a curated record. The transcript is spliced from 2 exons. The coding region runs from base 46 to 831 and encodes 261 amino acids.